This is a messenger RNA of Malaclemys terrapin pileata, 1002 nucleotides long. RefSeq lists its product as uncharacterized. Lineage: Eukaryota; Metazoa; Chordata; Testudines; Emydidae. Bases 130 to 819 code for a protein of 229 amino acids. The transcript has 2 exons. The record is from RefSeq and is a predicted model, not a curated record.
GCCGCUCUACUGUUUAGUCCCUGCUACUGCAGCUAGAGUAAAAUGCGGUCUAUAUGUGCAGGGAUAGAGCAGUAAUCCUCCCGGGACAUCUCGAUGAAGCUCUCCUGGAGGUAAUUGGAAAGCCGUUGCAUGAGGUUCCUGGGGAGAGCGGCCUUAUUGGGUCCUCCGAAGUACGACACGUUGCCGCGCCACGAGACUAUCAAGUACUCGGGAAUCAUUGCUCUGCACAGCAGGGCGGCAUACGGCCCUGGUCUUUGGAGGCUUUCCCGGAGCAUUCUCUCUCUCUCGCUGUCAGAGAUCCUCAUCAGGGUGAUGUCGCCCAUGGUGACCUGCUUUGAAUUAGCCACAUCUGCGACUGUCUCACAACCUAGCCUGGCAUCACACUCCCAGAGGCUAGCGAAGAUUAGGCAUAGGAAGAAGAGGACACGGGAGGACAUGUUCUCUGAACUUAUGGCCUGUUCCCAAGCCCAGGCAGCACAGCAGACCCAGUGGCGGGAGAAAUUGACCCAAAUGCAGCAAGCAAACAUGGAUCGGGAGGAGAGGUGGCGGCAGGAAGACCAGCAAGCGACUCAAACGCUGCUUGGACUACUGAGGGAGCAAACAGACACGCUCCGGCGCCUUGUGGAUGUUCUGCAGGAACGGAGGCAGGAGGACAGAGCCCCGCUGCAGUCCAUCUCUAACCGCCCUCUCCCGCCACCAAGUCCCAUACCCACCUCACCCAAAGUGCAAAGAAGGAGAGGCGGCAGAGUCCCUGCUAACUCUCACUCCACCCCUGCAGAGAGCUCUAGUAGCAGAAGGCUCUCAUUCCCCAAAACUUGAAAAGUUCUUUCCUUCCCGCCUGACACAAGCCCCCGUCCAAGUUUCACCUCCCAGUUCCAUGUGUAGUUGAUAAUAAAAAAUACGUUCAUGUUAAGUACUGUUUCAAUGAUGUUCUUUUGGAGGAGGAGGGGAAAGGGGGUUGGUAAUUGGACAGGACAGUCGCCUUUGGCAGGGUACAUAGGC